This is a messenger RNA of Ctenopharyngodon idella (grass carp), 1714 nucleotides long. RefSeq names its product odorant receptor 131-2-like. NCBI's taxonomy places the organism in Eukaryota, Metazoa, Chordata, Actinopteri, Cypriniformes, Xenocyprididae. Gene Ontology annotation, molecular function: G protein-coupled receptor activity. The record is from RefSeq and is a predicted model, not a curated record. The transcript has 2 exons. The coding region runs from base 238 to 1194 and encodes 318 amino acids. Gene Ontology annotation, cellular component: membrane. Gene Ontology annotation, biological process: G protein-coupled receptor signaling pathway.
UGUAUACUAAGGGGUGUUAAUAUUAACACUGGGGAUUUUGCUGUGUACUAUGACAGAGCAGAAGACUACUGGGGGUCAGGAGGCCAUGAGGAGCAGAGACAGGGAACACAGAGAAUUCAGGGAUGGCCUCCAUGGCCAUGAUAGAGCAGACAGAGAGCACAGAGAAUUCAGGGAUGGCCUUUGUGGCUGCGUGGCCAUUGAAGCUUGGGGCAUACAGGUCAUACAGAUGUGCGCACAAUGGCCAGUCAGAAUGCCAGUGGUGAUGAGCAGAUGCAACUGAUCCAAGUUGACCCCGUCCGAAGGAACAUUUCACUGGCGCUGACCCAGAUCUUUGUUUGGCCCUUUAUCUACCUCAUCUUCCUCAUGCUCUUAAUAUUCUCCAAGAAAGAGACUUUCAGAACAGAGACACGCUAUAUAUUGUUUGGUCACUCUCUCUUGGUAGACCUAAUAUUUCUUUGUCUGACAGAUUUUGUGGUGCUCUUAUCAUACAACUUUGUUUUAUUACCUCUGCAUUUCUGUAUCCCCAUAUGCAUGUUAAUGGAAGCUAUCACAGCAUGUGCACCACUGACUAUUAUAGCCAUGUGCGUGGAGCGCUAUGUGGCCAUUUGCAUGCCUCUCCGACAUCAUGCGAUCUCCACCUCUAGAAGAGCCAUAAUGGUGAUUUUAAUGAUUUGGAUCCUGAGCUCCAUAAACCCCUUUGUUGAUAUGUUCAUUCUCAUCAGCACUGCCUCUCGUGAAUACUUGUCUCAACUCACACACUGCCACUAUGAGAUUAUGAUUCCGGAUAAGAUUCGUCAUUUUGCUAGGGGUCUGUUGUAUAUUGUGGGGCUUGUGGCUAUUUUGAUCAUUGAAGUCUUUUGUUAUGUAAUGAUAUAUAUUGCUGCACGUGCAGCAUCUGGUGACAAUAAGAAGUCAGCAGCAAAAGGGCAGCGAACCAUUUCCCUCCACAUCCUUCAGCUGUUUUUAUGUACUGCCGAGGUGAUGUGCCCUUACAUUGAGAAUGUAGUUAUGGAGUAUGAUAUUCAAUCAUAUCUGACUGUCCGAUUUAUAAAUUUCCUGGCAUUUAGUAUCACUUCUAGAGCAGUAAGUCCUCUCGUCUAUGGGUUCAGAGAUGAGAAAUUCUAUGCAGCUAUGGCUUACUAUAUCAGAUGCAAAAACAACACCAUCUCAUCUGACACAACUAAACAAUCAUGAUUAUCUUUUAGUAAAGUCUUACAAUCAAACUACAUGUUUUUUAAACGUUUUUAAAGUGCCCAUGUGAUUUUAACAGGCCUAAAUGCAUGUCAUAAAGUUAUUUGUAUCAUAUCACAUAUUCUUCAGAACAUUCUUUUCUCCAGUUUUGAUUUUAAAAAAUGCAUUAGAGUGGCUAUAAUAUUCCAUGUAAAAUCAUGCAGAGGUUGUAUUUGUCUGGCCAGUAAGGUCUUUGGAAGGUACCUCUCAGACGCAGUAUGUUGUUUAAUAGCGACCUCUGUUGGUCCGAUUGAGCAUUAUUUUCUGUACAUCAUAUACAUGUAAAUGUAUUAAAUGAAAGUCAAUUAUUUCUGUAUAAAUACAAUCUACAUAUAAGGAAAACACAUAGCACAUAUAGCAAGUGUUUUAGGUAGUCUUUUGGUGAACAUCAUUGACGAACAACAAUGUAAAUAUGCACAAAAAAAUAUUGACUCAAACUCAACAAAUUUAGAUUUUGGAUUUUUCAGUUGUUUUGUUUUCUAAA